Cyclocybe aegerita is the source of this 2784-nucleotide messenger RNA. NCBI's taxonomy places the organism in Eukaryota, Fungi, Basidiomycota, Agaricomycetes, Agaricales, Hemipholiotaceae. The record is from the annotation of a GenBank genome assembly.
AUGAAGUUUGGAACCAAGAUAAGCACCGACCUCUACAACGAAUGGCGGCCAUUCUACCUCGAUUACAACUUGCUCAAGCGCGAACUGAAGUAUCGGACCACCUCAUUUACAGGCUGGACUGAGAAGGACGAGGAAGCGUUUACGCGUAUGCUCGAGAAUGAGCUCGAUAAGAUACAUGACUUCCAGAAAGCGAAGACAUCCGAGCUGGCUCGCCGCAUCCGCGACGCGGAAAAGGAUGUCCAGCGCCUUGUCGUUGAAGAGCUGGAGGAUGAUCACCGCCAUUCGACGCGUAGCAAGGCUGCCUCGUCUGCUUCUUCGACCAAUGGUGAUGUAGAAGGCCAGCAACAUACCCACGACCCCUAUGCUCACGACGGCGGUUCCGAUGAUGACCUCGACGAAGAUGAAAACUCCGACGAGUCUUAUGAUGCCCUUGAGGAGCGGUUCCAUGGCUUAGAGGAAGAAGUCGCCGUUCUCGUGGCAGACGUUCACGAUCUGGCACUCUAUACAAAGCUCAACAUCACCGGGUUCAUGAAGAUCCUCAAGAAACACGACAAACAAACGAAACUCCAGCUCAAGACCACGUUCAUUCAGGACUACCUGGAGAAACGCCCGUUCUACAAGUACAACUGGGAUGCCCUUAUUGUCAAGCUCUCGAAACUCUAUGACCUUGUCCGAACUCGUGGCCAUCCAGUGCAAGGUGACUCAAGCGCAGGUGGCAACCAGAGUGCCUUCGUUCGGCAAACCACAAAGUACUGGGUACACCCCGACAACUUGGUGCCUCUGAAGUUGGCUAUCCUUCGGCACCUGCCUGUGCUAGUAUUCAAUCCUGACAAGGAGUUUGAGCAGAAGGAUGCUGCCAUCACUUCCAUUUACUUUGACAACGAGGACCUCGAGCUUUACCUUGGACGCCUAGAAAAGACUGAAGGAGCGGAAGCCGUCCGUCUACGAUGGUACGGAGAUGUCGAUAACAAGACGAUCUUCGUCGAACGCAAGACGCACCGAGAAGACUGGACAGGAGAAAAAUCUGUCAAGGCACGUUUCCCACUCAAGGAGCAUCUAGUCAACCCUUUCUUGCACGGCGAGUACACUGUCGACGCUGAUUUCCAAGAGCUCGUCAAGAAGGGCAAGAAGACACAGCAAGAAGUGGACAACAUGAUCCAGCUAGCGAACGAGGUGCAAUAUGCGAUCUUGACGAAGAAGUUGGUUCCAGUUAUGCGCUCGUUCUACAACCGCACGGCCUUCCAGCUUCCUGGCGACGCUCGUGUCCGCAUCUCACUCGACACAGAGCUGACGAUGGUACGAGAGGACAACUGGGAUGGCAAGGCUCGUGCUGGUGAGAACUGGAGAAGAACGGACAUUGGCAUCGAUUUUCCAUUUGAACAGCUAGUACCUGAAGAUAAAGAAAUCUUCAAAUAUGGUGUCCUUGAAGUCAAGCUCCAGACCCAGUUAGGUCAGACACCACCGAAGUGGGUUACGGAUCUCGUCCAGUCGCAUCUUGUGGAAGCCGUGCCGAAGUUCAGUAAAUUCAUUCAUGGAUGCGCAACUUUGCUUCCCAACCGUGUCGACCUUGUGCCAUUCUGGCUGCCUCAAAUGGACGUCGACAUCCUCAAGCCCGAUACAGGUUACCUAAGCGUCAUCGAACGACCUUCAACAUCAAGUCAACCUUCGUCUAGCAGAGGUACCAACCCGACGUCGCCCGACAAGACCCCAGGCUCUUCCUCCGGCGGCUCAAAUUCUCCCAUCGUUACCACUCAUUAUACUGAACCGCUCUCUGAGGGUGAGGACGACGAGAAUGAUGCUGACUUUGGCCCUGCCAGGGACGAAGACAAGCGGACUGGGCUGAGUGGUGCUGAGGUCAAGGCGGCUAUCGCCUACCGUGAACAGAUGCUGAAAGAACGGAGAGAAGAGGAAGAGGAGGAUCGGAGGCGGAAGAAGAAAGAUGGAAAGAAGAAAGAUGCUCAAGAUGGAGAGGUUGGGUUGGAAGAGGGCGAAGAGAGUGGGGAAGACGCUGUUGCUAACGGCACAGAAGAUGUUGCACCCGCAGAUGGAGGCAGCAAACGACCUCGACCGAGGGUUUUCCGCGAACAGUCAACGAUAUCCAAGAAACUGCGCACGAGAGUUCUUUCAAUAGACCCACUUGCACCAUCGACAGCCUUCGACGAAAAGCUCAAGACCAAGCUCGAAGGGGCCCAAGCCAAAGAGGACCGGCAUCACAAGAAGAACCGCUCAGCCUCUCGGCACUCCCAUGCAUCAGGCUCGCGGCGGGGCUACGGGCGGCGGAACGACCAGGUCGGCGACGACGAGGCCGCAAGGGAGGAGAACGCCAACGACGACCGGCCUGCGGACGAGGUAGAGGAGGAGGCUGCACUGGGUGGGCCGGCGAAGCGGGAUGGGGACGACAGGAUCCUGGAUAGACGCUGGCGCGCGCCUCAGGGCAAAAAGAUUUCGGUACCGGUACGGAUCGAGCCCAAGGUAUACUUCGCAGCGGAGAGGACGUUCUUAAAAUGGCUGAACAACGCCGUCUUCAUCGGCACUAUCGCCACAACUCUUCUCAACUUCAUCCCACCCGAAGACACUCGUGGACUCAUCAGCGCAGCCUUGUUCACCUUGGCCGCACUUCUCGCAAUCGCGUACUCCGCAGGAAUCUUCGUCUACCGAUCUUACAGACUGCGAGAACGUCAUGCUGAGGGCCUUUACUAUGACAAGUAUGGGCCCUCAGUACUUUGUGGCGUCCUGUUCAUAGCGCUUCUUACCAACAUCGUCUUGAGAUGGCCGCAGAUGUGA